Echinococcus granulosus is the source of this 1980-nucleotide messenger RNA. RefSeq names its product NADP-dependent malic enzyme. Lineage: Eukaryota; Metazoa; Platyhelminthes; Cestoda; Cyclophyllidea; Taeniidae. The record is from RefSeq and is a predicted model, not a curated record. Gene Ontology annotation, biological process: malate metabolic process; pyruvate metabolic process. The coding region runs from base 1 to 1980 and encodes 659 amino acids. The transcript has 13 exons. Gene Ontology annotation, cellular component: mitochondrion. Gene Ontology annotation, molecular function: NAD binding; malate dehydrogenase (decarboxylating) (NADP+) activity; malate dehydrogenase (decarboxylating) (NAD+) activity.
AUGUCUGGUAAGUUUGUCCAGGGUCUGACGAAACAGCUUCCCCGUCUUCGUAACAGAGGGAUAGAGAUUUUGAGAGAUCCAGGUACUAAUAAGGGUGCUGCGUAUUCCCACAGAGAGCGUCAAGUUUUGGGUCUUCAUGGUCUUUUACCACCUGCGGUGUUGACUCAGAAGGAGCAGGUCCAGAGCGUUUUAACGAAUUUGUACGCCCUAGAUGAUGAUCUGGGUCGUUACAAUACCCUUAUGUCCCUUCAAGACCGUAACGAAAAGCUUUUUUACAAAGUGGUAACUAGUAACCUCGAAUACCUCCUUCCUCUCAUCUACACGCCUACGGUUGGGAAAGCUUGUUUGAACUACGGUAUGAUUCUGCGAAGACCGAGGGGUCUCUACAUCACGAGCAACGACAAGGGUCACGUUCGCAGCAUCCUCCGCAACUGGCCGGAGAAGCGUGUGAAAGCCGUAGUUGUGACAGAUGGUGAGCGGAUUCUAGGUCUUGGUGAUUUGGGCGCUCAGGGCAUGGGCAUUCCAAUUGGCAAGUGCGCCCUUUACACAGCUCUCGGCGGCGUCGAUCCACGUGCCUGCCUUCCUCUAAUGAUUGACAUUGGUACCAAUAAUGAGGACCUAUUGAAUAAUGAGUUCUACUUGGGUCUGCGUCAAAAGCGUAUUCCCACAGACCAGUACUAUGAGUUGAUGGAUGAGGUGUUGGAGUCACUCGUUGAUCUGUACGGUCCCAAUGUUUCGGUGCAGUUCGAGGAUAUGGCAAACAAGAACAGUUUCGCCUUCUUAGAGCGCUAUGGAAAGAACUACAUUGUGUUCAAUGAUGACAUCCAAGAUUCUUGUUUGGAGUUCGAAUGUUUCGCUUCCCGUCAUACCAGCGUUGUUGGUGGCCUCGAUAGCUGUGGGGCCUUAAAUGAAGUCAGGACUCGGACGCGCAUUGUCCCUUUUCGUGUCUAUGUUGACUCAUCGUUGUGGGCUGAGCUUCAAAUAGCCAAGGGUCGUUCAUGGUUAGUGAAUUUUUCAGAAGAGUAUAAGCCGACUUGCACUGUAAACGGUCCUUUGCAUGUCGAUGGACGGUGUAGUCGCAAGUGUGUUGUUAAUGGUGCCGCUGCUGUUGCCUUGGCUGGCCUCAUCUCUGCCACACGCAUCACUAAGACACGUCUGAUUGACAACAAGUUCCUCUUUUACGGAGCUGGAAGCGCUGCCACUGGCAUUGCCAACAUUCUCAUUUCUGCGAUGAAGGAUGAGGGAGCGUCGGAGGCGCAGGCUCAUUCACGCAUCUAUAUGAUGGACUCCAAGGGACUCCUCGUCAAGAGCCGUCCUGAGGGAGUGGCGGAGCCACACAAGCUUCCCUUCGUUCGUGACGAUUCUGGACCUGUGGAUCGUUUAACCAACGCCGUUACUCAAAUCAAGCCAACUGUUUUGAUUGGUGCUGCCGCCGUUUCCCAUGCGUUUACUCGCGAGGUGCUCAACCUGAUGGCGAACUUCAAUAAGAGACCUGUCAUUUUUGCUCUUAGCAACCCCACUGAGAAGGCUGAGUGUACCGCCGAGACAGCUUUCAAAUCGACGGAGUGCCGCUGCAUCUUCGUGAGUGGCUCUCCAUUCCCCACCAUUCAACUUCCCUCGGGCCAAAAGUACUACCCAAGCCAGGGCAACAACUACUACGUCUUCCCUGGUUUUGCCAUGGCUGUCACAUCCGCCCUCAUCCGUCCUAUCACUCAAGAUCUCUUCCUUGCGGCCGCUAAGACGGUGGCGGAUAUGGUGACGGAGGAGGACCUAGCAGUAGGUAGUACUUAUCCACCAGUGAAGAAGCUGCGCGAAGUGGCACACAAGGUUGCUGUCGAGUUGGUGACGAAAUCGUUCGCCAACGGCACUGCUCAAUAUCACCCUGAACCGGAGGACAAGGUGGAGUUUAUCCGCAGUCUCACCUACGAUCCCUCUUACGUGGACUUCACACCAGACUCCUACGAUUGGCCCUCGCAGUGA